This is a messenger RNA of Elaeis guineensis (African oil palm), 1959 nucleotides long. The record is from RefSeq and is a predicted model, not a curated record. Lineage: Eukaryota; Viridiplantae; Streptophyta; Magnoliopsida; Arecales; Arecaceae.
AUGUCCAGAGGUGAAGCAGUUUUCUCCGAAUUUGUUCAAGAACUUGAAACGAGGGAGAAUGGUUUCCUGCUACCACCGUCCAGCUCGAGAGAUCUGCAGCAGCGUUUGUUCUCGAUACUGCAGGGCUGCAAGAGCACCCGAGAGCUCGCCCAGAUGCACGCCCAGCUGCUUGUGAAUGGCUUCUCCCAAAAGAAUUUCCUCAUCACCAAACUGCUAUCCUUCUGUGUCUCAUCCAAUAAUCUUUAUCAUGCCACCCAAGCGUUCGACAUGGUCAAGGAGCCCAGCACCACCCUCUAUAACCAAAUGAUCAGAGCCUUCUCUCGCAGCGCCAUGCCGGAGACCUCCCUUAAAUUUUACAACCGGAUGCGAGCUUCCGCAAUGGCGCAGCCCAACAGCUUCACCUUUGCCUUCCUUCUCGGCGCCUGCGCGGCGGCCGGGACGUCCCUCUUAAAGCAAGGAGAGCAGCUGCAUGCCAGAAUUCUCUCUGCCGGCUUCGGCGCCGAUGUCUACGUUCAGACUAAUUUGGUAAAUAUGUAUGCCGCUGCUGCCGAUGCUGCCACCAUAGCAAAGGCUCGGAAGGUCUUUGAUGACAUGCCGCACCGGAAUGUCGUCUCGUGGAACGCCAUGCUCGCCGGAUACCUGCGAUCGGGCGAUACUUCCUCGGCGUUCCAGCUCUUCGAUCAAAUGCCUGAAAGGAAUGCUGUCUCGUGGACCACCAUGAUCGCCGGCUGCGCGCAGGGCGGGAGGUCCAGGCAGGCGCUGACGCUGUUCCGCGAGAUGAGAAAGGCCCGCAUCGGCGCCGACCAGGUCACCUUUGUCGCCGCCCUGUCGGCCUGUGCGGAUCUGGGAGACCUGGAAAUGGGGCGUUGGAUUCACUCCCGCAUCGACCGUGGCAUUUCCGUGGGGGAACGACGUCUCGUGUCGCUGAACAAUGCACUCAUUCACAUGUACGUCAAAUGUGGAGCAGUCCAGGACGCAUGCAGGGUCUUUCAGGAGAUGCCGAGGAGAACCACCGUGUCAUGGACAACCAUGAUCGCGGGACUCACGAUUCAUGGCCAUGGCGACGACGCGCUCGAUCUCUUCCGGGUGAUGCAAUGCACGAAGGAAGCAGAGGGUGAGAAGCCAGAUGCGGUGACCUUCAUUGCAGCGCUUAAUGCAUGCAGCCACACCGGGAGGAUCGACGAGGGCUAUCGAUACUUCGCGCAAAUGACCCCAGUCUAUGGAAUUAGCCCAAGCAUAGAACAUUAUGGCUGCAUGGUGGACAUGCUCAGCCGAGCAGGCCGCUUGUCCGAAGCACGGCAGCUGGUCAAGACGAUGCCCAUGCAGCCCAAUGAAGCUGUAUGGGGGGCUCUGCUGAAUGGCUGUCGUGCGCAUCGCGACAUGAAGCUUGCGAAUGUAGUGGCCGACAGACUGAUGGAGAUGGAGUUGGAGCCUGAGCAUGCGGCGGGCUACCUCGUGAUCUUGUCGAAUGCGUAUGCCGCAGCCGGGAAGUGGGAUGAUGUUCGCCGGGUGAGAGAGAGAAUGGUGAAGAUGGGUCUGAGCAAGCCUCCUGGCCGCAGUUGGGUCCAUGUGAAUGGAGUCCUCCAUAGCUUUGUAGCGGGCGACCGGAGCCACCGUUGUGCUUCAGAGAUAUACAGUAUGGUCGGAGAGAUUGCGGCCCGAGCUAAAAUGGCGGGCGUUGCACCGGAUACAUCUCAAGUGCUGCUCGAUGUGGAGGAGGAGGAGAGGGAGGCCUUCCUCCAACAUCACAGCGAGAAGCUGGCGAUUGCUUUUGGACUGGUCAGCAUUCCAGACGUGGGGGAACCGAUCCGGGUCAUGAGUAAUCUUUGCAUCUGCUCCGACUGUCACGCCACUGCAAAAUUUGUUUCCAAAGCUUUUAACAGGGAAAUCAUCGUCAGGGAUCAGAAUCUUUUCCACCAUUUUGUAGAUGGAUGUUGCUCAUGCAAGGAUUGCUGGUAG